Messenger RNA from Telopea speciosissima, 2154 nucleotides. RefSeq names its product phenylalanine ammonia-lyase. The record is from RefSeq and is a predicted model, not a curated record. Lineage: Eukaryota; Viridiplantae; Streptophyta; Magnoliopsida; Proteales; Proteaceae. Gene Ontology annotation, cellular component: cytoplasm. Gene Ontology annotation, molecular function: ammonia-lyase activity. Gene Ontology annotation, biological process: L-phenylalanine catabolic process. Bases 15 to 2153 code for a protein of 712 amino acids. The transcript has 2 exons.
AAGAAGAAGAAGAAAUGGAAUUCACAAACAAGAUCAGUAAUGGAAAUGUUUCAAUCUGCCUUGAAGACCCUUUGAACUGGGGAAUGGCAGCGGAGUGUCUCAAGGGAAGUCACCUCGAGGAGGUGAAGCGUAUGGUGACUGAGUAUCGUAAGCCAAUCAUUAAUCUCGGUGGUGAAACACUCACCAUCGCUCAGGUAGCGGCGAUCGCCACACUUGAAGCGGUCGGUGGUGGCGUAACGGUGGAGCUUUCGGAGUCGGCGAGAGCCGGAGUUAAGGCGAGUAGCGAUUGGGUUAUGGAGAGCAUGAACAAAGGGACAGAUAGCUAUGGUGUUACUACUGGUUUUGGUGCAACUUCACAUAGGAGGACUAAACAAGGAGGUGCCCUUCAGAAAGAACUCAUCAGGUUCUUGAAUGCUGGAAUCUUUGGGAACGAGACAGAAUCUAGCCACACAUUGCCACACUCGGCCACAAGGGCAGCCAUGUUGGUGAGGAUCAACACACUCCUCCAAGGCUACUCGGGUAUCCGAUUCGAGAUAUUAGAAACCAUGACCAAGUUCCUAAACAGCAACAUCACUCCAUGCUUGCCACUCCGUGGAACCAUCACUGCUUCAGGAGAUCUCGUCCCUCUAUCUUACAUCGCAGGGCUCUUAACAGGCCGCCCUAAUUCAAAGGCAAGGGGCCCAGAUGGGAAAUGGCUCAAUGCUGCCGACGCAUUCCGUACAGCUGGAAUCGACCGUGGAUUCUUCGAGUUGGAACCUAAGGAAGGUUUGGCCCUCGUCAACGGUACUGCGGUGGGGUCCGGCAUGGCAUCAAUGGUCCUCUUUGAAGCUAACAUCCUAGCCGUCCUUGCUGAAGUUAUAUCGGCCAUCUUUGCGGAGGUGAUGCAAGGCAAACCAGAGUUUACGGACCACCUGACCCACAAAUUGAAACAUCACCCAGGUCAGAUUGAAGCAGCGGCCAUCAUGGAACACAUAUUGGACGGUAGCUCUUACGUUAGAGCAGCAAAAAAGCUACACGAGAUGGAUCCUUUACAAAAACCCAAACAAGAUCGGUACGCUCUCCGUACAUCUCCCCAAUGGUUGGGCCCACUAAUCGAAGUGAUCAGAUCAUCCACCAAAUCCAUCGAACGUGAGAUCAACUCCGUAAACGACAACCCUUUGAUCGACGUGUCAAGAAAUAAAGCACUCCACGGUGGCAACUUCCAAGGGACCCCAAUUGGUGUUUCCAUGGACAACACCCGUUUGGCCAUCGGUUCAAUCGGAAAACUCUUGUUCGCUCAAUUCUCCGAAUUGGUCAACGAUUUCUACAACAAUGGUCUCCCUUCUAAUCUCUCCGGUGGUCGGAACCCUAGCUUAGAUUAUGGCUUUAAAGGCGCGGAGAUCGCCAUGGCUUCUUACUGCUCUGAGCUUCAGUUCUUGGCUAAUCCGGUCACCAACCAUGUCCAGAGCGCAGAGCAGCACAACCAAGACGUUAACUCUUUGGGACUCAUCUCUUCCCGGAAAACCGCCGAAGCGGUGGAGAUCUUGAAGCUCAUGUCGUCGACAUUCUUGGUGGCGCUCUGCCAAGCUAUCGAUUUGAGACAUUUGGAGGAGAACUUGAAGCAGACGGUGAAGAACACAGUGAGCCAAGUGGCAAGGAGGGUUUUAACCAUGGGAGUUAACGGAGAGCUUCAUCCGUCGAGGUUUUGUGAGAAGGAUCUACUUUUGGUAGUGGAUCGGGAGCAGUUGUUUGCUUACGUGGACGAUCCAUGCAGUGCCACGUACCCACUUAUGCAAAAGCUGAGACAGGUUCUUGUCGAGCACGCGCUGAGUGACGGCGAGAAUGAGAAGAACGCUGGUAGUUCUAUUUUCCAGAAGAUUAGUGCUUUUGAAGACGAAUUGAAGGCGAUUUUGCCUAAAGAAGUGGAAGCGGCAAGGAGCGCGGUGGAGAGCGGGAACGCGGCGAUCCGGAACCAGAUCGAGGAGUGUAGAUCGUAUCCAAUUUACAAGUUUGUUAGGGAGGAAUUGGGAACUGUACUUCUGACGGGAGAGAAGGUGAAGUCGCCCGGAGAGGAUUUCGAUAAGGUGUUUACGGCAAUGUGUCAGGGGAAGAUCAUUGACCCUUUACUCCAUUGUCUCAAGGAAUGGAAUGGAGCUCCUCUUCCAAUCUGCUAGU